AUGAAUAAAUUGUUAGCACUGGUACUUCUUGCUGCUUAUACCGCAGCAGGACCUACAAAUGUUGCUGAGCGGCCGUCUCAGGAUCUGAAUUGUUUAGAGCAAGAUAAGUUCUUCAGCUGUAUCUUCGUAAAGACUGCUAGUGUUCUUAACAGAGCGGCUCGAUCGAAUGACAUCGAGAUUGCCGAUGGCAUAACUUUCGUACGAGUCACCCCGAUGGAACGCAUUGGCAAGAGUUUAGAGAUCAACGAAGUGGAGAUCAUGAAUGAACUACCUCGUGAGAGCACUGACAGAAUGAUGGAACUUUACAACAUGUUGUAUAAUUCGGCUGUCUCUUUUAUGAAGAGUCAUAGUUUGAAAGUCAACAUGCCCGAAGAUUCGAAUAUUUCGCGCGCCCUGAAUGAAGGACGUGCCAAGAUCAAGAAAAUGGUUUUGCCACUAAUUGCCGCAGCGGGUCUUAAGGUUUUCGCAUUAGUACCAAUCUUGCUCGGCGGCUUAGGUCUGCUGGUUUUGAAAGCUUUAGUUUUCGGCAAAAUCGCCUUGAUCAUUGCCAGUAUCAUAGCAUUCCAAAGACUAUUCGGUGGCAGCAAUGUGGCGAGUAGUUUUUUUAAUAAGAAUCCCGCAUCUCUUUGGUACGACAACGCCGCCGCUGGAAAUUGGGUCGCUAAUGGAUCCCCAUUACAACACCAAGGAUACAGGAGCUUCAACAGUGUUGAUGAGAAAGUCGACGCCCACAAUUUGGCAUAUUCCGCCCACGCACCGGCUGCUACUACCGAUACGGAUUAAACGAGACUUUUUACUCUCUUCAUGUUGUUUGCCAUGGGGUGACUUAGAGAUACAUGAAAGCCAUAUCCCGCGGAGUAAAGAUCUCCUCGAGGCCAUUGGACCCACCUAUGAUUUCUAGAUUAUAGUAUUUAUAUGUAUAUGUCGUAUGUAAUUUAUUAACUAAAUAAAUUAU
Monomorium pharaonis (pharaoh ant) is the source of this 955-nucleotide messenger RNA. RefSeq lists its product as uncharacterized. NCBI's taxonomy places the organism in Eukaryota, Metazoa, Arthropoda, Insecta, Hymenoptera, Formicidae. The record is from RefSeq and is a predicted model, not a curated record. The coding region runs from base 1 to 783 and encodes 260 amino acids. The transcript has 3 exons.